This is a messenger RNA of Aspergillus alliaceus, 1778 nucleotides long. RefSeq lists its product as uncharacterized. Lineage: Eukaryota; Fungi; Ascomycota; Eurotiomycetes; Eurotiales; Aspergillaceae. The record is from RefSeq and is a predicted model, not a curated record. The coding region runs from base 199 to 1101 and encodes 300 amino acids. The transcript has a single exon.
UAAGAAAUGAUCUUAGGUGAAGGGAGUAGUAUGACAAUAUGUGUCCAUAAAUAGCCUUAACCCCGCUUAUAUCCGACGGCGAUCAUAAACAUCCGACUUGACAGGUGAUCUUUUCCAUCAACAACCCUUCAAACAUAUACACAACCCAACAGACCUCCAACUGCCCAUUCGCCCAAUUCCUUUUGAUCCUCUAUCAAUAUGGAAGCUCCUAGAAAUCGAAAGCAACGACGGGCCGUCGCCGCCUCCUCCAAGAGCGAAUCCGACUCGACUUUUGAUCCAUCCUCCAUUCCACUGGCCCAUCCAUCCCGAAACUCCACAAAGAAUCCGAAAGAAAAGACGCUCGUUGAAUUGAUAUCUGAGCGGCAGAAUGAGCUUCUGGGCCUCGGUCAAGAAAAUAAUUCGACCGAGACAGGCAGGUCGAGCCCUGGGAUGGGGACCCGAUUCGUGAGCAUCGACCCGACCUCCGGCGAAAUUUCCAACUUCGACGCAUCCGAGCUCCCAGGCGAACAACAGCGAAACAACAGAUCCGUCACGGGUUCGCCAUCUGAUGGAAAUACUGGGUCUGAGAAAGGCCAGGGUGAACAUGACGUGCCACUCCCGCCCGUCAUCGACACAGUCUUGCUCUCCGUGCCCCUGACGACGUUACACAUGACGUUGGCCUAUCUCGCGGCUCAUCAGUACGCAGAAACCAUCGUCUUGGAAAAGAUAAUUCACGAAUCCCUAUUCGUAGCUUUUCCAUUCCUGACAUUUGCUAUCCAUCUGGCACAUGGGCAUAUCAUGUCUUUCGGCAGUACCCAGAGCUCUGAAUUCGUAUCGCUCAUCCCUUUCAAUCGGAAUAAACUGUCGAUUUCAUUUCUUCGAAAGCUUCUUUUUCCGCCCUCGUGGCGGACCUUGCUCUUUCUUCCGCUUGCUAUCUACCUCGGGGCUAAACUGAUGGCUAUGACUAACGAAGAGCCGUACUACGCUAUUAUGAAACGAGCGCCUUCCAUCGGGACUCUGUGGGUGUGGAGUAUCUUGGAGAUCCCAGUCGGUGCGGCUGUAUUGGGGGCAUUAGGGCCAUUGGUCUGGGGUGUAUGGUGGAAGGGUUACAGCAUUCUUUGAGUCGGGACAUACUGCAACUUUUACCGGAGGGCCAGAGAUUCUAACCUGGACUGUUUUGUCUGACGAGUUCUUACGCUACUUUGGUUGCCUUUUUACGAUAUUCAAUUUUCAACUACCUCUGUAGGUCAGGCAGAGCACGUGCCGCAGCCGUAUGAUGGGAGUGCUGGGGGUCGAUUCUUGGACUCGGAUUCGAUUAUAACGUCACUCUGCAGGACAGAUGGUCUAGAGCCCUAUACUCGGGAGGUACAUCGGCGUUGUAUGCAUGACAUAUCGACGAUGUCAGGUGCCCCGUUGCACUCCUCGUAGUACAGCAUACAUCACAACGAACAUCUAGCAGACGGCAGUGGGCCAGCUAUGCAUACACGGCAGUAUUGGGUAUAUCUGUGAGCUCGGGAUUGUGUGUGAUAAGUACGCUAAGGGCAAGGCUUUCCUUUCCAAAAUUCCAGCAAAGCAUGUGAAUAUGAAUUGUUGGGCAGUGAAGGUCUGAGCGAUGCUACUGUCUGAUCACACCUUUACAACGAAGUAUUAUAGAACCUCAAUUCCUGGGGUUUGGGCGAAAAUCUCCAUUUGCAUUCAGUACGAUCCACCCGAGAGAUAGACAGGUGUGAUACUAGGAUACUGACGAGUUUGAGGCUACCUCAAGGGUCUACGUGGCGACAGUCGAGACGGGCCCGGUG